AAGCUUCAUAUUUUGAUAAUAUUGUUACUUUGAUCAAAGAGAUAAUUUUUUUCAUGUCUGAUGAGGCAUUUACUUUAAUUUUAGCAUUAUGUUUUGGUGUUUAUGGAGAAGCAACAACUAAGGGCAGACAAGCUUUAUGA
Molecule: messenger RNA, 140 nt
Organism: Funneliformis geosporum
Lineage: Eukaryota; Fungi; Glomeromycota; Glomeromycetes; Glomerales; Glomeraceae
Source: the annotation of a GenBank genome assembly